AUGGCUGCUUUGGAUAUGCAUUUGAGCGCCUCUGCCAGCGGUGGAUUCAACUUGGGUCCGUCCGCUCUAGAGGCUUGGCAAGGCAAUUUGCGGGAUCGAAUCGACCAAUGCGUGGAGAAUGAUUUGAGCAGCCCAGAGGCCCAGGGUCGCCCCCAGGCUUUGACAUCAUUUGCUGCAGAGGAUGAUGAUGACCUCUCAGACUGCUUUCCACCUGCAGUAGAAGAAUCGCCAGCUGAGCUGCAGGCUGAAGGCGCAGCUGCAGAGAAGGUUACUGUUGCUUUGUCACCAGUGCCAGUGUUCCUGGGCGCAGAAGCAGCACGCAGCCAGGAGGGUAUGCCUUCAGAGUGGACUGGCUCGGAGGGUGAGCUUUCAAAGGCGUCCUCCUCUUGCGCUGAUGAUCCUCAGAGAUGGGAGGUGGAGGCGGUGAAUGCCAUUGAAAUGCCUGAGAGCAACGUGGUUGAGGACGAAGGACGCGCCGAAGCAGCAGAGGCAAGCAAGGCAGAAGAAUCUACUACUGCGCUGGAUGCAAGAAUUGAUGAAGGGGCAGAUGAAAGGCGUGAUGAGAUGGACCCCACAAAGCUCAGAGGAGCUUGGCGUGGUGAGAGCGUCUCGCCAGAACGUAGGACAAAUUCUGAAGCGCUUUGGCAUAUCCUAAGGACCAAGCCUCUGCGACCGCCAAAGUCAGAAGACAACUACGACAUGUCUUCUGCGGGCGAUCCAGAUAUGACGGAAGAAGAGCGUGCACAGCAUGAGCUUGACCUUGAAGACCGCAGAGUAACGAAGCAGUCUCCAAGAUGGUGCGAAAACUAUUUGGAGCUUGUCCACCAGCAGAAAGACUGGGAUCCAGAUACUGUUUUUGGAGAGGUGCCACCCUGCGAUCUGGAUUCGGUGUUCCCAGAUGCACUCUAUAUGGAGCUGAACUUGCAGCGCACGUACAAAAAGCGUAGAGGGUCUUCAGCAAAUUGGAAAAAAGACCAGCUGAAGCCCGAUGAAAUGGCGAACUACAAGAGAAAGCUUGGUCUGAAAAAG
Messenger RNA from Durusdinium trenchii, 1029 nucleotides. The record is from the annotation of a GenBank genome assembly. Lineage: Eukaryota; Dinophyceae; Suessiales; Symbiodiniaceae.